AUGCUUCCAGCGACGUUAUAUCUCACGUCUCGAGCCUUGCUCUGGUUUGAUCUUACAUAUCGGAUCUACCUUUCAGAACGCAACCGCUCCAAGAACCGUCGCAGGGUUGCAAAGAAACUCAACGCCGAGGGCCAAGAAGUUCCGGUUCCCAAGGCCGUCGCCUGCGUCGUGGGAUAUCGCGAAGAGGCGGAGCUCUUCAAGGCUGCCUUGACAAGCUACCUCACGUCAGGCUGCAACUACCUUGUGGUCGGCAUCGAUGGCGAUACUAAAGAUGACAAGGAGAUGGUCCAGGUCUUCGAGAAGGUCGUAGGUGCAAAUCGAAAGACGGUUGUCAUCAACCUCAAUGCGUGUGUUGGCCAAGAGUUCAUGGAAGUACGAGAGUUCGACAUCAAGAACACGUCCCCGGAAGCCCGAGCGCCAAAACCAAAACAGGACGAAGAAGAGUUCAAAAGAGCGUACGAAUACAUGCGUACCGCGUUGAUCAACUCCGGAUUCGUGGACACCAUCAGAGGCGGCGACGAGAACUUCGCCGUCUGCUUCACGCAACCCCAUCGUGAUCUCAAGGAGGUCAGGCUGGCUGCUUGGGUCAUGUCGAUUGUUGUCGCAGACUUGAGAGAUGUCGGGUAUCUCUGGUCCAGUGACUCGGACACGGUCAUUCUUCCCGAUACCAUUUCCAGUCUCACCAAGAUCGUGGCAGCGGAGCCACGGGCUGCCGGCGGAUCAGCCCUCGUUCAACUCAACAACGCGCACAUUUCAUUCGUAUCGCGAAUGGCGCAGACUUCGUUCAGCUGCGAUGCCAUUAUGAACCGCUCGGCCAAUGCAGCUAUCGGGAGAUCGGAGUGUCUGAACGGGCCCGGAUCGCUGUUUAGGAUUGCGGCGCUGCGCACGGUGGCUGCUGGGUGGUACCGCUGCCAGUAUCCCGGCUCCCAAUUUCGCAGUGUUCUAAACGAGGACAUGCAAGUCACGAUGAUGUUUGGGAAAGCGGGCUGGAAGCGCUUGUACUCCGAGGGCUCGAUCAUCGAGACAGCAGGACCCACGAAUCUCAAGGGCUGGGUUGGUCAAAGAAUUCGCUGGAGUCGGGGCAUCCAUCUCCAUCGGGUGCACGACUAUCAAUACGUCUUAUCCCAGGGACUCCUCUACACAGCCUACAUGGUCCGGAGUGCCCUCUACGACCCCUUGUUGCUGAUCUGGACAUCCUACUUUGCCAUCACAGGCCAUCAGCUAGUCAAGAUCUCGGUGCUAGAUGUGCUCGCUCUCGAGGUCAUCCCCCCGUUCUACAACUACUUCAAGUCCCGCAAGCCUCGAGCCGGCCUCGCGGCUAUAGCACCCUACCUCUCCUACAGAGCCAUCGCCCCCGCGUACCGGAUGUACACCUUCCUAACGCCAGGCAAGGACUCCUGGGCUCUGCCUUCUGGCGCGAAGACGCCAGGCUUCCUGACCAUGCUCUCUUUCGAUCCAGAGAUGGGCUUCGUCUACUUCUGGUUCACUCUGAUGGCCAUCGCCAUCGCAAGAGGUCUUCUCAACCUCGUCUGA
Drepanopeziza brunnea f. sp. 'multigermtubi' MB_m1 is the source of this 1533-nucleotide messenger RNA. RefSeq lists its product as uncharacterized. The record is from RefSeq and is a predicted model, not a curated record. Gene Ontology annotation, cellular component: plasma membrane. Lineage: Eukaryota; Fungi; Ascomycota; Leotiomycetes; Helotiales; Drepanopezizaceae. Gene Ontology annotation, molecular function: hyaluronan synthase activity. Gene Ontology annotation, biological process: hyaluronan biosynthetic process; extracellular matrix assembly.